AUGAGGCUGAGGGGUCCGUGGGGGGUUUUUGGUAGGGUUGGGGGGGCAGAGUUGUUUGUCCAGAGGCAGGGGGCCGAGGUCAACAGCAAGCGGCCCUCCACGCUGUCUCUCCGUGGACUGUUUGUCUGCAAUUCAGACCCUCACCCUGCGUAUGUGUAUGUGAAAGAAGCUGUUCAGGCACGGAUCUGGGCCUGGAUGCUCUCGAUGCCUUACAGCCCACCAGAAGAAGGACGUGUGGGGCUUAGAGACAGAGAGACAGAGACACAGCCAGCCAGCCAGAAGGGGGAUAUGGUGGCGUGUGAACAUGAUCGAGCGUGUGGAAAGGGUUUCUCCUGUGAUCGUCAUUUUGGCCUGUGUGUUCCCCUUAGACAAGAAGGGAAAUAUUGCAGGAGAGACGCUCAAUGUGUGCGGGGACUCAGCUGCAUGUUUGGCAAAUGCAUGCGCAGCAUCCCAGAGGGACAAGAGGGCGCUCGGUGUAAAGUAGAUAAAGACUGCGGGUCUUCGAUGUGCUGCGCUCGCCAUCAUGGUGAGAUGGUGUGUAAACGCCGGCUGGCGCUGGGAGAGAGCUGCUUUGUGCCAGACGGAGGACUGGCCUUCAGUAUCAACCAGAUCUGCCCGUGUGAUGAAGGUCUGCUGUGUCGAGGAAAUGGACGACCACAAAAAAGAGAGACAGAAUUUGUGUAUCAGUCUGACUCAUCCAGCUGGACCUGCCAAGUUCCCAAGCUCUAA
Colossoma macropomum (tambaqui) is the source of this 729-nucleotide messenger RNA. RefSeq lists its product as uncharacterized. The record is from RefSeq and is a predicted model, not a curated record. Gene Ontology annotation, cellular component: extracellular region. Gene Ontology annotation, molecular function: co-receptor binding; receptor antagonist activity. Gene Ontology annotation, biological process: negative regulation of canonical Wnt signaling pathway; multicellular organism development. NCBI's taxonomy places the organism in Eukaryota, Metazoa, Chordata, Actinopteri, Characiformes, Serrasalmidae. The transcript is spliced from 5 exons. Bases 1 to 729 code for a protein of 242 amino acids.